AUGUACCACUCCGAAUUUGCGCGGCGCUUACGGAGCCAAUCCAACGCGGGUGUGCGGCAAUCGGCUUCCACUUCUGGGCUUUCGAAUUCGCAGUGCGCAGGGUCCAGCAGCGCAGAUCCACUUUAUGACGCUACUUCGCCAGGUCUUCCUCGUGCUCAAACGUACGAUGUGGACCUCACCGCAUCCCGCCACAGCACACGGGCGACGCAGCAGGCACCAUUGACGCCCCGCAAGGCAAAAUCCAAAAACUCUUUUCUCCAUGGCGAUCGGUGCGUACACCAUGCAUACACUGACGCUAGUUUUAUUCCCAGUCGCGAUGGAUCGGACCUGCAGGCCGCAUUCCAGCUCAUGUCAGAAGACGCACUGACCCCCGGCGGGCGAAACAAGCGCAAGAUUGUGCCAGAUAUGGAUGCGCAGACCGAAGAGGCGAACGAGACAUACUCCAUGCUUUUAAGCUCGGAGCUUUUCGGCUCCGACGCCGCGCUGUGUUCUUCGCCGAGCGCCAACAUGGGCAUUGUCUCGCCCUCGCGCUCUGGAACGCCAACCAUGAUCCACUCGCCCACCAGUGCCAGUUGGUCAGCGCGCGGUGCAGAUUCUUCUCUUCCAACCACUCCAUCCAAGAAAAAUUUGCUGAGCUUCCGCAGCCCCACGCCCUCGACGACUCCAUCGCGUUCGCGUGAUCGCAGGCUGCACGGCUCGCAAAUGACGCCGUCUUCCAGCGGCCGCUUGCACGAAUCCACCUCUUUGGAUGGGCUGGAUGAGUGCUCUACCCAGCUUUUUGCGCGUGGAGCGACGCGCUCCUCUAUUGACGCGGGUCUCUUUGGUGGGCUCUCUGUCGGUGGCGCAGGCUCGCCACCCGGUCCGCAAACCUCGCUCCUCUCCACCAGCGAGCAGAUUGACUCGCCUGCACACACGGCAUACAGCACGAGCCCUGUCAAGCCUGAAAGCCAGCGGAUUUUGCUCCAGUCGCGCAAACCUGCACGCGCGAUUAGCAAAGUACCGUACAAGGUCCUCGACGCCCCCGAGCUCGCCGACGAUUUCUACCUAAAUUUGGUUGAUUGGUCGAGCCAGGAUUUGCUGAGUGUCGGACUGGGUCGCUGUGUAUACUUGUGGUCCGCCAAAAACUCGGGCGUGUCGCGUUUGUGCCAGAUGCCAAGCAUGCACGACAGCAUCACGAGCGUCAACUUUGCAGAGCGUGGAAACCAUUUGGCCAUCGGCACUCAUUCUGGUGUUGUGCAAAUAUGGGACACCGAGAAGGAAAAACUGCUGCGGACCAUGAUGGGUCACACGGCUCGUGUGGGAUCACUGGCAUGGAACAACCAUGUCUUGACCACGGGCUCACGCGAUCGCACGAUAUACCACCGUGACGUGCGCGUGCCAGACCACCACGUCAAAACUUUGCGUGCACACCGCCAGGAAGUGUGCGGCCUGAAAUGGAAUCUGACGCGCGAGCUGCUCGCGUCCGGAGGCAACGACAACAAGCUCUUUGUCUGGGAUGGUCUUCGCGAGACGCCUCUCCACCGCUUUACAGAGCACACGGCGGCGGUAAAAGCGAUUGCAUGGAGCCCCCACCAGCAGGGCUUGCUUGCUUCUGGCGGCGGUACGGCAGACAUGAAGAUCCGCUUUUGGAACACCCAGACCGGCGCACUGCUCAAUACCAUGGACACCGGCAGCCAGGUAUGCAACCUUGCAUGGAACAAGUCGUCCAACGAAAUAAUCAGUACGCACGGCUACUCGAGUGGGCACAUCCACAACCAGGUCCAGCUCUGGCGGUACCCCAGCUUGACGCAGACUGCAACACUGACAGGCCACUCGAUGCGUGUCUUGUACCUCGCUAUGAGCCCAAACGGCAAAACAAUCGUCACAGGCGCAGGCGACGAGACGCUGCGUUUCUGGGACCUCAAUACGCCUUCGUGCGAUACGGCGCACAGGCGCGACGACAAGGCGGUCCACUCGUCCUUUGUCAAGUUGCGCUAA
Messenger RNA from Malassezia vespertilionis, 1977 nucleotides. RefSeq names its product substrate-specific activator of APC-dependent proteolysis (gene CDH1). Gene Ontology annotation, biological process: anaphase-promoting complex-dependent catabolic process; positive regulation of anaphase-promoting complex-dependent catabolic process; positive regulation of ubiquitin protein ligase activity. Gene Ontology annotation, cellular component: anaphase-promoting complex. The transcript has a single exon. Lineage: Eukaryota; Fungi; Basidiomycota; Malasseziomycetes; Malasseziales; Malasseziaceae. The coding region runs from base 1 to 1977 and encodes 658 amino acids. The record is from RefSeq and is a predicted model, not a curated record. Gene Ontology annotation, molecular function: ubiquitin ligase activator activity; anaphase-promoting complex binding; protein binding.